AUGCCCACGCUUCGUUUGGUUUAUUUGGUGGUCGGACUCAUAUCCGUUUCAAGCGCCGAGCAGGCGUUGAAGAUAGUGAAAGAAUAUGGAGAGAGCGGUUUCAAAGGGAACUUCCUGUACGGCAGAAAGGGCGACUCGUUUAAGAUAGCUUGUGUUGCUCCGGUCGAUCUGUCGCCGGAAGACCACAGCAAAUUGGUUUGGUUGGAGAAAGGCCGAAGUGUGUGCGACGAAGAGAAGUGCGAAAUCGUUCGACACUUCGAAAGGUACAAGCAGACUGCCCGGACGAUUGAAUGGAAAGCCAAGGGGGAUACGGUGCUCACGUGCGCCUACAAAUCUGAGCCAGAACAAUGGAAGAACGUUUCCGUACAGAUUUUCGUCGAUCCAAGAAUGGCAAGCACAUUCGAGUUGAAUGAGACCGCCACUGGACUCCAGUCACUGCGGCUAGCCUGCGACCUACCGGCGAACAGCGGUGACAAAAUUGAAUGGAUUCAUGACGGACAUCCCAUUCACAGGUCUGCAAGAAUGAACGUCAUGACCAAUAACGGAACUCUGUUUUUCACCGAGACGUCCUUGGUGGACAGCGGUGUGUAUUACUGCCGUUCCUCCGAGGUCAAAGCUAGGCGUGGAUCGAUCAUUAUCGUGAAAGGCAAGGCACAUAUUGCUCAAAGAGACGUCAGAGGCAUAAAUCGUCUGCAGGGCGACAGCUUGCAGAUUAACUGUGACGUUUAUGGAUAUCCGCUUCCGAACGUCACCUGGAAGAGGAACGGGGAAGACUGGACAAACGCCUCUGACCGAGUGCUUUUCGACAGCUACAACGGAGUCCCUAAUGCUUCUUUGAAGAUAAGCGAUCUGCGAUUCGUCGAUGGGGCCGUUUAUUCGUGUAUUGCAACCAAUAGCUAUGGGGUCGAAAAUGCGACCUACGUGGUUCGCGUGAAAGAGAGGCUGUCAGCAUUGUGGCCUCUGCUUGGCAUAAUGAUCGAGGUGGUGGUCUUGGUGACGGUCAUCCUCAUGUGUGAGAGGCGAACGUCCAGGAUGGAACAGUUCGAGAACAUAGAAGAUCGACGGAAGAAGACGUUCAAUGAAGAAAACAACGAGAAGGAGGCACAACCGCAAAAAACCUGA
Molecule: messenger RNA, 1122 nt
Organism: Soboliphyme baturini
Lineage: Eukaryota; Metazoa; Nematoda; Enoplea; Dioctophymatida; Soboliphymatidae
Source: the annotation of a GenBank genome assembly